UGGCGAUGGGCAGCGAGGGGGAGCGAGGCCCGGCGGCGGCCCCGAGCCCGGGGCAGGGCGACCCGCAGGCGCUGCGGAGGGACUGCCAGCACCGGAUCUUUGUCAACCGGAGCCUGGCGCUGGAGAAGAUCAAGUGCUUUGGCUUUGACAUGGACUACACCUUGGCCAUGUACAAGUCCCCCGACUACGAGGAGCUGGCUUUUGCCCUGUUGCUGGAGCACCUUGUCGCCAUUGGGUACCCCCCCGAGAUCCUUGCCUACAAGUAUGACCCCACGUUCCCCACUCGGGGGCUGGUGUUCGAUGCCCUGUAUGGGAACCUGUUGAAGGUGGAUUCCCAUGGGAACCUGCUAGUCUGUGCCCAUGGCUUCCGCUUCCUCAAGGGAGCCGAAAUCCUCCACUAUUACCCCAAUAAGUUUAUCCAGCGGGAUGACAUGAAGCGCUUCCACAUCCUCAACACACUCUUCAACCUCACGGGUGAGACACAACCCGUCUCCCUCACACCCCACCACCUUGGGGUGCUGUCCUGUCCUGCACCCCCUCUCACAUAUCCCUCCCACACAGAGGCCCACCUCUAUGCCUGUCUUGUGGACUUCUUCACCAACUGCUCCAGAUACGUAAACUGCGAUACCGGCUACAGACAUGGGAACCUCUUCAUGUCCUUCCGCAGCAUGUUCCAGGAUGUGCGUGAGGCCAUGGACCACGUCCACCUCUCUGGCUGCCUGAAGGAGAAGACGCUGGAGAACCUGGAGAAAUACGUGGUGAAAGAUCCCCGUGUGCCACUGCUGCUGAGCCGCAUGAAGGAGGUGGGGAAGGUCUUCCUGGCCACCAACAGUGACUAUACGUACACGGAUGCCAUCAUGUCCUACCUGUUUGACUUCAGAGAUGGGGACAAGGUGGACACCCCGCAGCGCCCCUGGAGGUCUUAUUUUGACCUGAUUGUGGUGGACACCCGCAAGCCCCUCUUCUUCGCUGAGGGCACUGUCCUGCGCCAAGUUGACACGGACACAGGGAAGCUGCGCAUUGGGACGUACACCGGCCCCCUCCAGCACUGCACUGUCUACUCUGGCGGCUCCUCAGAUGUGGUGUGUGACCUCCUGGGCGUGAAAGGCAAAGACAUCCUUUACAUGGGGGACCACAUCUUUGGGGACAUCCUCAAGUCCAAGAAGCGGCAGGGUUGGCGCACCUUCCUGGUGGUGCCUGAGCUGGCCCGUGAGCUGCAGGUCUGGACAGAGAAGAGCGAGCUGUUUGAGGAGCUGCGGAGCCUUGAUCUCUUUCUGGCUGAGCUGUACCAGCACUUGGACAGUGGCAGCAGUGAGCGCCCAGACAUUAGCUCCAUCAAGCGCCGGAUCCAGAAAGUCACACAUGAGAUGGACAUGUGCUACGGGAAGAUGGGCAGCCUCUUCCGCUGCGGCUCACGCCAGACGCUCUUCGCCAACCAGUUGAUGCGCUACGCAGACCUCUAUGCCGCCUCCUUCAUCAACUUCCUCUACUACCCCUUCAGCUACCUCUUCCGGGCACCCCCUGUCCUGAUGGCACAUGAGUCAACAGUGGAGCACACUCGGCUGGACUCGGGGGAGGUUGGCACAGCCCUGCCCCCCUGGCUGGCCCAGCAUAGCCACCCUGGCCAGCAGGUCCCCCAAGACUCCAGCGGCGAGGAGGAGGAUGAUGGAGAAGCCUGAGCCCACCCCAGCACCAAUGGCUGCUGCUCUGGCAGGUGCCAGCCCCACAGGAGGGCAUUUGGUGGCCCUGGACCACUUGCACUGCCAGACCAAAGCCACCCAUGGUCAGCUGCCACCUUUGAUGGCCACAGGAUGAUUGGUGGCCCUGCCUGUGGCCCCCAUCACACCUGUCCUUAGGCUGUGGGGCCCUUCUCUCGACUGUGCCUGAAGCCAGGAGAGGGCCCCCCCAAUUCUGCUGGCUGCCCCACUUUAACUAACAUCCUUCCUGCCAGCUCAAUGGCAGCCUGGGGCCACCCAAUGCCAGGGUGAGCGGGCAGUGUUGCUGCUCCGGUAUCACUGGAGGCCCUGCACCAGUCAGGGCCCCUGCAGCUCCUGUCCCUCCAGCCUCUCCACUGUGGCCCUGGGUGCAGGGGGAGGCUCUGGAGGUGACAGCUGCUCUGUGGGAACUCCCUUCACCUGCUGUUCCCCUCUUCUGUUUGCUACCCUUUUCUAUUUAUAAAAGAUACUCAAACUCCUGGCACCACAGAGACAUAAAAUUGGCUGUUUUAAAGGAAAACUGCUUUGUCCCUGCACCUGGGAGGUGGGGGCAAAGGGCAAUUCCCAGCAGCUGGGACAAGCACGAGCCCCUGGGCAGAAGGUGGCAGCCCCGGGUCACCUCUCCUCUGCAGAGGA
Molecule: messenger RNA, 2351 nt
Organism: Lepidothrix coronata (blue-crowned manakin)
Lineage: Eukaryota; Metazoa; Chordata; Aves; Passeriformes; Pipridae
Gene: NT5DC4
Product: 5'-nucleotidase domain containing 4
Exons: 17
Coding region: 6-1679 (557 amino acids)
Molecular function (GO): 5'-nucleotidase activity
Source: RefSeq, a predicted model, not a curated record